CGGAGGUAGUUAGAGAGCCGGUGAUUGCCUCAUCAGGUGUGAAGCGUGUGCUUCAGGGAGGUGGUGGGCCUGACUCCCGCGAGAGGGAGGGAAGAAGUUGUAACCACUCCUUUGAGGGGGGUCCUCGAGGUCGCUGUCGUGGGUUUGUGCAGUCGGCUGGGCGGCGCCAUGGCGGAAAGAAAAGGAACAACCAAAGUGGAUUUUUUGAAGAAGAUUGAGAAAGAAAUCCAACAAAAAUGGGAUACCGAGAAAGUGUUUGAGGUCAAUGCAUCUGAUUUAGAGAAGCAGACUAGCAAGGACAAGUACUUUGUAACCUUCCCAUAUCCGUAUAUGAAUGGGCGCCUUCACUUGGGACACACGUUUUCUUUAUCUAAAUGUGAGUUUGCAGUAGGGUACCAGAGACUGAAAGGAAAAACUUGUCUGUAUCCCUUCGGUUUACACUGUACUGGAAUGCCUAUUAAGGCAUGUGCUGAUAAAUUGAAAAGAGAAAUAGAGCUUUAUGGCUGCCCCCCAGAUUUUCCAGAUGAAGAAGAGGAAGAGGAAGAAAUCAAUGCUAAAACAGAAGAUAUAAUACUUAAGGAUAAAGCUAAAGGAAAAAAGAGUAAAGCUUCUGCUAAAACUGGAUCUUCGAAAUACCAGUGGGACAUUAUGAAAUCCCUUGGUCUGUCUGAUGAAGAGAUCGUCAAAUUUUCUGAAGCAGAACAUUGGCUCGAGUAUUUCCCACCGCUGGCUAUCCAGGAUCUGAAGAGAAUGGGUUUGAAGGUAGACUGGCGGCGUUCCUUCAUCACGACUGACGUUAAUCCUUACUACGAUUCAUUUGUUAGGUGGCAGUUUUUAACAUUAAGAGAAAGAAACAAAAUUAAAUUUGGGAAACGGUACACUAUUUAUUCUCCAAAAGAUGGACAGCCUUGUAUGGAUCAUGACAGACAAACUGGAGAGGGUGUUGGACCUCAGGAAUAUACCUUAAUCAAGUUGAAAGUGCUUGAGCCAUACCCAUGCAAAUUAAGUGGCUUGAAAGGGAAAAAUGUCUUCUUGGUAGCUGCCACUCUCAGACCUGAGACUAUGUUUGGACAGACGAACUGUUGGGUUCACCCUGAGAUUAAGUACAUUGGAUUUGAGACAGUGAAUGGUGAUAUCUUCAUCUGCACCCCAAGAGCUGCGAGGAAUAUGUCCUAUCAGGGCUUCACCAAGGACAACGGGGUGGUGCCUGUCGUUAAGGAGUUGAUGGGAGAGGAAAUUCUUGGGGCAUCACUUUCUGCACCUUUAACGUCUUAUAAGGUGAUCUAUGUUCUCCCAAUGCUCACUAUCAAGGAGGAUAAAGGGACUGGUGUGGUCACGAGUGUUCCUUCUGACUCCCCUGAUGAUUUCGCUGCCUUCAGAGACUUGAAGAAAAAGCAGGCUUUGCGAGCAAAGUAUGGAAUUAGAGAUGAUAUGGUCUUGCCAUUCGAGCCUGUGCCAAUCAUUGAAAUCCCAGGUUUUGGAAAGCUUUCUGCUGUAACUCUGUGUGAUGAGUUGAAAGUUCAGAGCCAAAAUGACCGAGAAAAACUUGCAGAAGCAAAGGAGAAAUUAUACCUAAAGGGGUUUUAUGAUGGUAUAAUGUUGGUGGAUGGAUUUGAAGGACAGAAGGUCCAAGAUGUAAAGAAGAGUAUUCGAAAUAGGAUGAUUGACACUGGAGAUGCAUAUGCUUACAUGGAACCAGAGAAACAAGUUAUGUCCAGGUCUUCGGAUGAAUGUGUCGUGGCCCUGUGUGACCAGUGGUACUUGGAUUAUGGAGAAGAGAAGUGGAAGGAACAGACAUGCCAGUGCUUGAAGAACCUCGAAACGUUCUGCGAGGAGACCAGGAGGAAUUUUGAAGCGACCUUGGACUGGCUACAAGAGCAUGCUUGCUCAAGAACUUAUGGUCUCGGUACUCGUCUCCCGUGGGAUGAGCAGUGGCUGAUUGAAUCACUUUCUGACUCCACUAUUUACAUGGCAUUUUACACAGCUGCACACCUGUUGCAGGGAGGUGACAUACGUGGACAGGCAGAGUCUCCGCUGGGCAUCAGACCACAGCAGAUGACUAAGGAGGUUUGGGAUUAUAUUUUCUUCAAGGAGGCUCCAUUUCCUAAGACUCAGAUCCCAAAGGAAAAAUUAGAUCAGUUAAAGCAGGAAUUUGAGUUCUGGUAUCCUGUGGAUCUUCGCGUCUCUGGCAAGGAUCUUAUUCCAAAUCAUCUUUCAUAUUUCCUUUAUAAUCAUGUGGCAAUGUGGCCAGAGGAAAGUGACAAGUGGCCUGUAGCUGUGAGGGCAAAUGGACAUCUCCUCCUCAACUCUGAGAAGAUGUCAAAAUCUACAGGCAACUUCCUCACUUUGACCGAAGCUCUUGACAAAUACUCAGCUGAUGGUAUGCGCUUGGCUCUGGCUGAUGCUGGUGACACUGUUGAAGAUGCUAACUUCGUGGAAGCCAUGGCAGAUGCAGGUGUUCUCCGUCUGUACACCUGGGUAGAAUGGGUGAAAGAAAUGGUUGCCAACUGGGAUAGCCUAAGAAGUGGUCCUGCCAACACCUUCAAUGAUAGAGUUUUUGCCAGUGAAAUGAAUGCAGGAAUUAUAAAAACAGAUCAAAACUGAAAGAUGAUGUUUAAAGAAGCUUUGAAAACAGGGUUUUUUGAGUUUCAGGCUGCGAAGGAUAAGUAUCGUGAGUUGGCCAUAGAAGGGAUGCACCGAGAUCUCGUGUUCCGGUUUAUUGAGGUUCAGACACUCCUCUUGGCUCCAUUCUGUCCACAUUUGUGUGAGCACAUCUGGACCCUCCUGGGAAAGCCUGACUCAAUUAUGAAUGCUUCAUGGCCUGUAGCAGGCCCUGUGGAUGAAAGCUUGAUACGUUCCUCACAGUAUCUCAUGGAAGUAGCACAUGACCUUAGACUGAGACUCAAGAACUAUAUGACGCCAGCUAAAGGGAAGAAGCCUGACAAGCAGCCCCCUCAGAAGCCCUCACAUUGCACCAUCUACGUGGCAAAGGACUAUCCUUCUUGGCAGCACGUCACUCUGUCAGUUCUACGGAGUCACUUUGAGACCAGUAGCGGAAAAUUGCCUGAUAACAAAGUGAUUGCUAGUGAACUAGGCAAUUUGCCAGAAUUGAAGAAAUACAUGAAGAAAGUGAUGCCGUUUGUCGCCAUGAUUAAGGAAAAUCUGGAGAAGACAGGCCCUCGUGUUCUGGAUUUGCAAUUAGAAUUUGAUGAACAGGCAGUACUCAUGGAGAAUAUAGUCUAUCUGACCAAUUCCCUUGAGCUAGAACGUAUAGAAGUCAAGUUUGCCUCUGAAGCAGAAGAUAAAGUCAGGGAAGACUGCUGUCCUGGGAAGCCACUUAAUGUUUUUAGAACAGAACCUGGUGUGUUAGUUUCUCUAGUAAAUCCUCAGCCAUUUAGUGGCCACUUCUCAGCCAAAAUUGAAAUCCGGCAAGGAGAUAAUCGUGAUUCUGUAAUCAGGCGUUUAAUGAAAGUGGACCGAGGAAUCAAAGACCUUUCCAAAGUAAAACUGAUGAGAUUUGAUGAUCCGCUCCUGGGGCCUCGGCGAGUUCCUGUGCUGGGAAAAGAGCACACUGAGAAGACCCCCAUUUCUGAGCAGGCUGUUUUCCACGUGGACCUUACGAGCAAAAAAGUUCAUCUUACUGAAAAUGGGCUACGGGCAGAUAUUGGUGAUACAAUGAUCUAUCUGGUUCAUUAAACUCACGCACAUGGAGAUUUUUCCUGUUUUCUGGGGAUAUUACUGCUCUGAUUGUACCUAUAGAUUGGCUACGAGAACCUUAGGCUGGACCAAAAGAGAUUUCAUUUCUAACUACCAAAUUCUGCAUGUAAUCAUAAUUAUACAUGUCAUCUUGAAUUCCUGGACCUAAUAAAUUUUUUUCAUUCUUGAGGCCUCAAAGGGAAA
Molecule: messenger RNA, 3900 nt
Organism: Sus scrofa (pig)
Lineage: Eukaryota; Metazoa; Chordata; Mammalia; Artiodactyla; Suidae
Gene: LARS1
Product: leucyl-tRNA synthetase 1
Biological process (GO): leucyl-tRNA aminoacylation
Molecular function (GO): aminoacyl-tRNA deacylase activity; ATP binding; leucine-tRNA ligase activity
Source: RefSeq, a predicted model, not a curated record